AUGAUGAGCCCCGUCGGUCUGCAGCCCGUUCUGACGCCAGCAUUACUUCAUUCGUUGCGCACCCAUCCCCAGCUGCCCAAGCACGUGUGGUACUAUGUGGCUGGUGUGACCCUGUCCGCUCUAAACAGGCCCGAUGAAGUCCCUGCACUCCUCACUUACGCGCUCGAAAAUGGAGCCGAUGCCUGCGCCCCAGCCGCUAAAGGCGUCUCGGAGAGUAGCCAGAGGGCGGACCAGCUCUACGUCGCGAGGCGGAUGAGGGAGGGGCUGCUCAAGUCCGCUGCUAUCGUCGGCGUGCCGAAGGUCAUCAAUGCGAUCCUAGCUCUCAAAAAGGUGACGCCGGAAUACUUGCUCGACCACUCAGACACGCCGUCUCCCUCUGGACGGGCGACAGAGAUCUACGGCACGCCCACAGCCACCGUUUUGGCGCGCGGUCAGACUUUUUUCGAGCGCCUGUACGGCAAGAUCUCGAGACGUGUGAUGGGCCAAAUGGACCGUUCUGGCACGGAGGACCUUGGACUGACCGCACGAUUGAUGUAUGGUUACAUUCUCAGCAACGAGAAGGUGCUGGAUGCGAAGGAGACCAGCUUUGUGGCCAUCGCCGGCCUAAUCCCACAGGAUGUCAACCCGCAGUUGAAAGGGCAUCUUAGGGGAGCUCUCAACCACGGGGCCACCGCUGACGAAAUCAGGGCGGUGCGAGAAAUCGUGAUCAGCAUCUGCGAGGCGGCAGGGAUGAGGACGCUCGGUGGUGAUGCAGUCGGCGGGUGGGGUUGGCGUGAACAGAUCGCGGACGUGUAG
Messenger RNA from Diplodia corticola, 795 nucleotides. Its product is annotated as carboxymuconolactone decarboxylase. The transcript has 3 exons. The record is from RefSeq and is a predicted model, not a curated record. Gene Ontology annotation, molecular function: peroxiredoxin activity. NCBI's taxonomy places the organism in Eukaryota, Fungi, Ascomycota, Dothideomycetes, Botryosphaeriales, Botryosphaeriaceae. Bases 1 to 795 code for a protein of 264 amino acids.